AUGCCUACCGAAGUUUACCCUGCGAGGAUGGCACACCACGAUCCGUACCAUGAUACCUCAGCAGCUGGCUUUGCACCCUUACCAGCCAUGAUGGGCGGAUGGUCCUCCAUGCCUGCUACUGGCCCAGCGAGAUCCAUCGACUGUCUCCCACGUCAGUAUCCGUAUCACAAUGGUGGCCGAAUCCUGCCUGGUGGACUGAGAAACCCCUGGGCACCAUACAGCGGGGAGACGUAUGCACCUGCAUCAGAUGGUGCGGAAAACAUACGACUUGGCGCCGCAUCGGCUUACGGAAGCCUCGCGAAUGUCACCGGCCGUACUAUUGGCGGAGGAGGAUCAGUGAUUCAUCCUGUCCAAAUCGGUGGAGGAGGAUCAGUAGUCACUGGUAUCUCUGGUCUAACUGGUCGAAGCGUCCCUUCUAUUGGUUUAGGAGGAUUGAGGAAUGAUGAUGGAUGGGAUGGGUCAGUCGGCAGAGUUCAUGCUGGAUUUUCACCCGACUUGACCUCAACAGCAGGCGCCAUCCCUAGAAUCGCUCAAUCAUCCCAUUGGCUUCAAAGUCCCUCAUCACCCAUAUCACCCAUGAACCACGCUAGACUGACGCCUAUUCUGGCUCCUCCGCCUGUCUACCCAGUCUUCGCACCUGGAUCGCUAGACAGAGAAAGAGCACGACAUCCGAUAGACGCGACCCGCCCAAAGAGAAUCCCAUCGCGACAAGGGCGCGAAGCUAGAGAGAAGCAGAAGUAG
Kockovaella imperatae is the source of this 741-nucleotide messenger RNA. RefSeq lists its product as hypothetical. The record is from RefSeq and is a predicted model, not a curated record. NCBI's taxonomy places the organism in Eukaryota, Fungi, Basidiomycota, Tremellomycetes, Tremellales, Cuniculitremaceae. Bases 1 to 741 code for a protein of 246 amino acids. The transcript has 2 exons.